AUGGCUGGGUCGCCAAAGGAAAAUGGUACGAUUGUAGUGAUAUUUGAAGGUAAUUUUCCGAAAAUAAAGGUUUUGAUAUGAUUUUUUUGUGUCUCUUUAAGAACCUUUCGACGAUGCUGUUGAAGAGAGGAUAAUCAAUGAGGAAUACAAAAUUUGGAAAAAGAAUACACCGUUUUUGUACGAUUUAGUAAUGACUCAUGCCUUGGAAUGGCCUAGCCUUACAGUUCAAUGGCUACCUGACGUUACUAAGUAAGUGGAUGCUGGUAAACGUGCCAUGUAAGCUUUUGGACAGAGUGCAAUCGAAGAAUAUGUGUCAAAUGAAACUUAUUAUUUAUUUGUAACAUCGUGUACAUUUAGGUUGUACCAUCAGUAUUGUUGAUAUCAACUAUGCCAGAACGGAUCAAACUUUUUAGGUAAAGAAAAAAAAGAAAAAUCUAGUAUGCGACAAAAAUUCUUUCAGCUCUAUUAACUGGUGAAUUCCCUAUUUCCGUGAAACUAAACUUGUGAAGUUUUUUUUUUCAACAUUUCAAGCACCAAAAGAUUUAUGCAUUCGUUCGUGUAAACUUUGUCGACAGCUGCAGUCGAUUCAGUAUGCAAUUUGGCAGUCUCAUUCCAAACAAAACAGUUUUGGGUAGACUUUAAACUAAGAGGCAAAUCAUUUUAUAUUCUGAAGAGUCAUGUCUGCUUUCAUACCAUAGCUUGUUUGCUAAUUGCAUGAGACUUAGACUUUUUUUUUAAUUUCCGGUCUCAUGUCCUGGUUUGUCUCUGUCAUGUACAGCUUUUCAAAAUGAUAAGAUACCCUGAGGCAAGUUCAGACAUCAUGCUUUUGCCAUGCCGAACUUAAUUGAAAUUAGGUUCGAUUAUAGCAUGGCAAAAGCGGGACUCUGAAUCAGACGUUGGGUUAAUGUCUUGCGAAAUUCAGCAUUUACUGAAGCACCCUCAGCCCAUACUCUGUAAAGGAGAAUUACUCUCGUGACUCUCCUGCAGAUACGCAGUCCUGCCAAAAUACAUUGAUAUAGUUUGGGAAUUUUGUUUCGCAUUACAGGGGUACAAUAUCUGAGUCACUGUUGUGCUAGAGUCAUUUGGCAUGGCAGAACUUGUUUAACUUAAUUGCUUUGCCAAACUUGAUUAAAAACUUUUGAUUCAGAUGCCUUGCUUCUGCCAUGCUUUUGUCACAGUUAAGGCUGAAUUAAGUUCGGCGUGAGAGAAGCAUAAUGUCUGAACUGGGCCUUAAUACUCUCAUUGGCCAAUAGUAAUGAAUGGUUAACGAACUGUCCUUGAAGCAUUCAAACAGUUUGCCUAACUGUUCGAAUGUAUGAAUAAAUGGUUUGAAAGGUUUGGUCAGCCAUUCAAACGGAUGAGUAAAAAUUUCAAACAGAUGCGCAAACUGUUCAAACAGGUGAAUAAAUAAUUUGAACGGUUUGAUUAGCCAUUCAAAUGGUUUGCUUAGCCAUUCGAACAGAUGAGUAAAAAUUUCAAAUGGAUGGGCAAGCUGUUGUAACUCUCAGAAGUGAUUGACAUGUUACCUCUCCCUGUAAUAUUCAUACAUUAUCUAUCAAACAGAUAAUAAGAGUGCUCAAACCAAUCGCUUAGGAGUUGUCAUCUGGAUCUAACACCGUAUUAUCAUAACUAAUUUACAAGGAAAUGUGUAGCAACUAGGGGGGAGAAUUAACAAUCAGAUCAUGGGAGUUAAAUGAUUUAACAUGGAGUAAGUUUUGCAUUGUUUAAUUGCUUAACACCUUUUUAAUGGUUCUCUUGAUUGAAAAUGUAAAACUGUCUUUUCAACUAUUUUACUUGCAGGCCAGAUGGAAAAGACUACUCAGUACAUAGAAUCAUUCUUGGAACUCAUACGUAUGUCAAGCUUAUUUUUUGUCCUACACAUUUUUCCAGGCAAACAAACGAACAGUUUAUAUCAAUACUAACUUGAUAAUCUAUAGAUCUCAUACAGCCUAAUUUACUUCCCAUGACUUACUAUAAGUCCAAUUUUUAGGUCUGAUGAACAGAAUCACUUAGUCAUAGCAAGUGUACAAGUCCCUAGUGAUGAUUCUCAGCUAGACACCAGCCAUUAUGACAGUGAAAAAGGAGGUGAAGUACCCUCUUUACUACAUUCAUUUAUAAGUAUCUUAUCAUACAGAAGUUUUAAUAAAUUAGAGAUAUUCUGAGUAUAACCCUUUGAGGGUUUUGUGUGUAUGUAUUACUUUCCAGUAUAUUUCUGGAAAAUUUAUAUUGUUCAAUUACUGUAAGCAAAUAUAUUUUCAACAUUUAGGAUAGUUAUCCAUUUCUUGUUUUGCUGUGUUGUUUUUGAUUGAGAUGCACCAUCCAUGCUAGCCUGUUUUCAUUGAAUUUUACCAAUGAAAGCAUAAAACAAGCAAGGAGAGUGAUAAACAAUUUUUUAUCCAUAUACAUGAUCUCCAUACAGUUCUUUAUACAUUUCCUAAGGUGCUGACAAGGAGAAUUUGUUCAACAAUCAGGAGCUUCUAUUGUUGGUGAUCAUUUCCUUCUUUCUUGUAACCUUAAGCAUUAAGGUCAUGGAAAUAAAAGAUAUGAUCACAAACUCAAUAAGCUCUUGAUUGUUAGAUAAAUUAUCCUUAUAAGUACCAUAGGAACAGUAAAGAGAACUUGCAUACUGAUGUAAGGGCAUAUAGGGUUGAGCAAAGGAGUUUUCAGGACCUAACCAUUGUCUGAAAGUUUGGCUUUCUCUUUCCUGGUGCUUACCACAUAUCAUUUGUCUAUGCCAUUUUGCUUAAGAGCAGAAACAAGAGCUUAGAAGUUUAAGGGCUUAGAGAGAUGUUGAAUUAUAUUUCCUGUCUGUGCUUAAGUUCCCUUCUUGUUUUGCUUCACAGAGUUUGGAGGAUUUGGUUCUGUUACUGGUAAAAUAGACAUUGAAAUCAAAAUCAACCAUGAAGGUGAAGUGAACAGGUAAAUAAUAAAAUGCAGUCACAUCUUUUUUGUUUUUUUGUUUAGGGAUCCAAAUUCAAUUUUUUUAAAGUCACCCUUCAAUUGUAAAAUGCUCACCUUCCCCCCCUUCCCUCUCUGCACAAAAAUAUUUAAAGAAAAUUACUGGUUCUAAAUGAAACAUGCAUUUUACUGAGUUGUUUUCUAACUGCUUUCCAUAAUUUUUUCUUAGAGCACGGUAUAUGCCACAAAAUCCUUGUAUUAUAGCAACAAAGACUCCAACAGCAGAUGUGCUUGUGUUUGACUACACUAAGCAUCCCUCUAAACCAGGUAUGAAUUCUAUUCAAGUUAGGCAAACUUAAGCUGUUUGCUAGUUUUAUCAAGAAUAAUGAGAAUUCAUGGGAAAUUUAGUUAAUAGGUUGUAAUUGAAGGUUGGAGACCAGACUUUAAAAUGAAAGAAACAUGGCUGCCUUGCAUAAAUAUGCUGUACUUCUGGUUCAUUGAUAAAUGGAUAAUGAUUUAUUGCUGUCAGGCCUAAGACUAAGUGUGAAUUUGAAUUUUGUAGCAAUAGUAAGACAUGUAACCAAUUUUUUUUUUUCGACACUGAGAAAGGUACCCACUUAGUAUCAGGGGAUAGGAAUGAUGCAAAAGUGAGAUUAAGAGCCUUUUUUCCACUGUGACACUGGCUUCACUUGUAUGUUGAGUGUGUUAUUGGUUCUCAUUCUUGUGACAGGAUUUUUUGAGGGACAUUUCUAGUUCUCUUCCCUUCAUGAGGUUCAGCAUUCCAUGUUCCUACUUAAGCCUUACACCCCAACAUCAGUAUACAUAUUCUCCAUACUGUAUUCUUUACAUUUCCUAAGGUGCUGAUAAUGAGAAUCUGUUUCAAAAUCAAGAGCUUUUUUAGCUGGUGAUCAUCUUUAUUCCUGUGGCAUUAAUGUUUGAUUUAAGGGUGAUAUUUUGAGAAGAAAUUAGUUGCUAGUCAACCGAAGGGGUUAAAUAGUUCAAUUUGAGUUGCACAUUUCCCUUACAGAUCCAAAUGGAGAGUGCCGUCCAGAUAUUAGACUCAAAGGUCAUACAAAAGAGGGUUAUGGCUUGUCUUGGAAUCCCAACCUUAACGGCAAUCUUUUGAGUGCAUCAGAUGAUUAUGUAAGUCUUUGAAAAAGAGUUGUAGUAAGCAAAGUCAUGUGGUGUGAAAAAAGUUUUUUUUCAUUAGAACUCUUUUUGUUGUUUUGUCUAUUUAUGUCAGUUUUUUUAUCUGGUCAACAGACUGUUUGUCUCUGGGAUAUCAGCAAUAUAGCAAAGGUGAUUAAAAUCGAAAUUACCGGUAAUAUACAGGUUUAAUUUUUCUUUUUGUUUGUAAUGUGGAGAUACAGGUAGCUCACUGAAUGACUGGCUGCUUCUCUUACAGCCAGACUUAGUUGUUUUGGGUUAUGUCGGAAAAUAUUCUUAGCUUUUUCAGUUAUAAAACAAUGGCAUUUAUUUUCCAGAAAUUCAAGGGGACCCCAACCUCCUACUCUUUAAAGGUUUAACUAAGAUUUAUGGUGUUUCAUGAAUUUUGAACAAUGUCUGUUGGGUUAGCUAUGGAUAGUUUGGAAUGCAGAACUCUCUUUAGAUUUAUUUCUAACCAGCUGGAUCUCUGUCUACCCAGGAAGCAAAACAAAUGGAAGCCCAGCGUAUAUUUACUGGCCACACAGCAGUUGUGGAGGUACAGUGCAAUGACAUUACUUAAAAGCAGUAAUCUAUAUGACUAGCAACAACAGACCCUUGCUAAUUUUUAGAUCUAAGAUGGAGCCCUGUCUGUUAAAUUUUUGGUGGAGAAACUCCUUUCAUCGCAAAGAACAAGCAAUGUAACUUUAAAUGUCAUGAGGAAUAAAAAGAUAAAAGCCAACUUGACAUUGAUUGUCAAUAUGAGUAUACAUGUAUACAUUCAUGUUUUGAGCAUAACACUAUAUUUUAUUUUAGAUCAGUGUGCAGCUAUCAUUCCAUCAAUGGGAAUGAUGCAAAGCGCUGUUCCUAGAUAAAAUAUUCUUCUAUGUCCAGAGUUCUAAGUUUAAUGUUUGUUUGUGCAGGAUGUGUCUUGGCAUCUUUUACAUGAGAGUUUGUUUGGAUCAGUGGCUGAUGAUCACAAACUUAUGAUGUGAGUACCGAAGAAAGAGAAUUCAGAACAGACAAGAUCACUUAUUUGAUGAUACUUUUUCAUCCACGUAAUGUUAGGUCUGAAACCAGGAAAGAGGUUGCAUGUUUAGUAUAAUAUUGGCAGUCAUCUGUUGUGAUAAGAUUUUUACUCAUAACACAAAGAGAGCCAUCUUUAAGUAAAAAAAAAAAGGAUUUUUUUUGGUGAGAGGCUGUGAAGGAAAUUGCAGAAAUGAAACCUGAAAAGAUUUAUGCUUUGAUGGGAUUCAAAUUUGUACCUCCAUUGUACAGUUUACUUCCUUGAUACCAGUAGGGUGCUACAACCAACAGAGCUUUAAAGCCACAAGUUAGGAGGGAGGCAAAUUUUUAAGGGUUCUUUGUUCUUGUUAAUGAAUCUCAUCGCAAUAAAAUUGAAUGAAAAAUAUUGUGACUUUUGGAUAAGAUUCAAGAAAUGAUCUUGGCAGAUGAGCUGCAGCUGAAGAAGAUGCUGGAAAAAAGUGUGACAAAAUUCAGGCACUGAUGGGAUUAAAACACAUGCUUCCCUGAUACAACCUUUCUUUACUUGAAAAUUAUCUGCAGGUCGUGAUAUUCUAUUCUUCUUUUUUAUUAUGACUAGAGCCAUUUUUGAGGUGAAACCCCAUAUGCUUGCAAAACUCAUCUUAUUUAUGAAUAAUUCACAUUUGUGACUUGCUAUUAAAUGCCAUGUCUUUCUGCAGCUGGGAUACUCGCUCAAAUAACAGCUCCAAAGCAACACACACAGUGGAUGCCCACACGGCCGAAGUGAGUGAAGUGAUUGUUGUCCUUCUACACAAAGUCAUUAAAAAAAUUAAAUUUCAUUGUCUAUUUUUCCCAUUUACCCUCUUCUAAAAGUGAUUUUGUAUUGCUUUUUUUUUAAUUUUUUUUUAUCUCUUUUGUAGGUAAAUUGUCUGUCAUUUAAUCCAUACAGUGAGUUUAUUCUAGCAACAGGAUCAGCAGAUAAGGUGAAAACAUUGUAUGUUUUAAUUAAAGAAAAAAGAGGUUUAUCGCAAAUUAACUUAGGAUUUGCGGCUGCUUUAAGUUGUCUCUGAAAGGGAAAGAAAAGUGAUUUUCUUGGUGCACCCAGAACAUCAAAACAGGUGAUUCAAAAUUGUACAAGUCAAGAGAGGUUGUGAGCCUAAUUUUAUUGUGAAUGGUGCACAACUUACAAUCCAGUUGAUUUAAUCUUCCAAUGUGUAUGUUUUGCUAUCACUGAUCUCCUGCCAAGAUCUUGUGUAAUUCUCUCAAAGCCUAUGAGGAAUUUUUAAUCGUUUAAAGCAGUGAAGGCUAAAUAAUGUCUCCUCUACUUAUUUAAAUUAUGUUGUUCUUUUUUAUAUAUCAGACUGUGGCAUUAUGGGACUUAAGAAAUCUCAAACUAAAACUACAUUCCUUCGAGUCACACAAGGAUGAAAUAUUCCAGGUCCAAUGGUCACCGCAUAAUGAAACAAUCUUAGCUUCAAGUGGCACGGACAGAAGAUUGCAUGUCUGGGAUCUGAGGUACAAUGAUCACUGUUAUACAGUGUGUGUCACUGUUUCACUGUUAUAAGAUAAUCUUCAGUUGAAAGGGCUUUACUUGGAGGAAUGUUACUGAAGCAGACUGUCAGGUUGCUUGAGAUUGAAGAUGUCUUGAAAAGGACUCUUUUUGGUGACAGUGAGUAACAUUUUUACAACUGCAGUUGAAGUUUUCAAUUGAGUCAAGUGCUCAGCUUUGAUGGUGACAGUAGGAAUGGUGUUGAAAUUUUAGUAACUGUUUGGUUUGAAGUUCAUUUUGAUUUCCCUGUUGUUAACCCUUCAGACAAUAACAUCAGUAUUCUUCAUACUGUGCUCUAUACAUUUCUCAAGGUGCUGACAAGGAGAAUUUGUUUGGCAAUCAAGAGUUUCUCCAGUUGGCAAUCAUUUCCUUUAUUCUCAUGACCUGAAUGUGUGAUUCAGGGGUGUUAUUGUGAGGGGAAAUUAGAUGCUGAUCACUCUAAGAGGUCAAAGGGUUAAUUAGAUAUACAAGUUACUGUUCAGUCGUCAAUAGCAGUCCUUUUCAGAACUACAUGAAAAUUAUACACCUUUUGUGGAUUAUUGUAACAUGAGACUGACUACUCUUGGAUUCAAACUAUUGAUUGUAACCUCAAAAGCUAAGGUUGGCUCGAACUUUGGCUAAAACAAAGACCUUUUUCAACCCUUUGGAGUUGAAAUUUUUUUUGACUACAGUGAUUAAAAGUUCUUAACAUAUUUCUCUCUCAUAGCAAAAUUGGUGAGGAACAGUCAUCAGAAGAUGCUGAAGAUGGCCCCCCUGAGCUCCUGGUAUGAAGUACUUUUCAUUAUUAUUUGUUGUUGUUGUUUUUAUAAUCAUUGUCGGUUCCACAGCUAUACCAAAGUUCUGGCAAAUGCAUGACUAAACAGAACAAUGAAUUCUCAUUGUUUUGGGAAGGUACACUUUGUUAUGCUAGUGUUUCCAAGAGUUUAUUUCAGUUUUCACCCUCACUGAGAUGAUUGUGCACACUUCCUCACUUAUCUUCUUUUGAAAUGUUUUAGUUCAUUCAUGGUGGUCACACAGCCAAAAUUUCAGACUUCUCUUGGAAUGCAAAUGAACCUUGGGUUCUCUGCAGUGUCUCCGAGGACAACAUUAUGCAAGUGUGGCAGAUGGUAGGUGAAACACAAAGCUGCUUACACAUUUUCACAUUAACCCUUUAACUCUCAAGAUCUCAUUAGUAAUUCUCCUUAUUGUCUGCCAAAUGAUUCUCAUAAUGUUAAUUUUGAGAAUUUGGUAUCGGAUCAAUUAGUAAGCCCAUAAUUGAUAUUUGUCUUUAUUCUCAUCACUUGUCUGCAUGAUAUUGUAUAAGUAUAGUAAGGAGAAAUUCUGUCUUGGUCACUCAUAGGAGUUAAAGGGUUAAUAUCAAUAAUUAAGUACAUUUGGUGGAAAUGGCAUUCAACUGAGCAAAUAAGGUACAUUUAAUAAACUGAUAAAAUGUGAGAAGGUUACCUGAGACCACCCCUGGUACCAGUUCUCCGAAGGGUGGAUAUUGCUAUCCAGCAGGUAAAUGGUUAUCCAGCGUUUGAGUUUUAGCAAAAUUUACUGUGCUAUCCACAGGUCACAGAUUUUUCUAGUGGAAAGCAUUAUUCACUCUUUGAACAACCAGACCUCAAUGACUACACUAGGUUCUGCGUAAACUGUUGAUGGUCCUCUUGAUGGGUGGGUGUGGUCUUGGUGGCUGAUUUUUUUUAACAAACUUAUUUAGCAUUCCAUGUGUACAGUUGACUUUUGAACCCUGUCAAGUCAUCUGAGUGGGCGGAAUGCAAAAUAGAAAUGGCAAGAUCUCAUAAUUACCUUAAAACUGACUGGUUACAUAUGUUGUUUUAAGACCAUUUCUUGUCAGAUAUUGAUAUCACUGUACAUGAGAACUCACUUUUACACACAAAAAGAAAGUUUUUCUAAGACAACUGUCAAACUUUGACAGUUGUCUUAGGUUGAAUGUUUCACGUGAAGAUAGUGACUUUCCUGUAUUUACAGUUUUCACCCAGCCUGUUAAGUUUAAUCCUGUGACCCAUGAGAGUGAGAAGACAGAUUGCAUGAAAAUUUGCUCAGUUUACGAAAUACCAGUUUCUCAUCGGCCAUAUACCUGAAAUAAGUUGACAUCUUUUUUUUUUUUUUUAAUUGAUCUCGAUGUUUUUUUUCCUUUGUUUCAGGCUGAAAACAUUUAUAAUGAUGAGGAUCCUGACACUCCAGCCUCUGAGCUUGAGUCAGGGGCAUCAUGAAAGUUCUUGAGAAAAUAGCCUAUCAGUUAAAAUAUCAUCUGUGAAAAUCCUUUUAGCCUUGUACUGUUAAACUAUCCUUAUCAGAAGCAAAGUUUCUCAAAGUAGUCUUGUAGAGGAGGCCUUUACUACCCUAAUUAGCGAACCCAGUUCUUUCUUCAUUUAGGAAACACUUAGGCGGUGAGAUCUAGUAAGGUUGUUUACACUGUAAAUUUCUCCUCCUUCAACAACCUCCACAUCAACGGCGAGAAUAAUCUGAGUCAUGUUAGUAAAAUUACAAUCACUUUUAUGGAAAACGGCGUCUUAUGGACUGAAGCUACAUGGUUUUUUGACAGGGGAAGCUCAACGGCAAAGGAGUCGCUAAUACCACACGCAGGCUGUUUACAGUUGGUGUUAUAGCUAUCGGAAAAAUUCGGAGUUUAGAUCAGAAUCUUUCUCUGAUGUUAGCGCGCUCUGCUGCUAGGUUGUUCCUAGUCAAUUCAUACUGUACAAACGACAUUUCCUGAUGUUAAGCGAAAGGCUGCACACCUUCCUUGUGGUAAAACUUGGAUUUUUCUGUUAAAGAAACCCUAGAUGAGCUGUCACUGUUCUUACCAAUGAGUAAGAGUGUUAAACUGUUCUAUUGAAGAAACUAAAGAGGUUUUGUUCGUUUAUCUCUGAAACAGAAGCGUGGGUGUACUUUUCAAAUGCUCGCAAGUUGACUUUUACUUUAUAGGAUGCAUUUACAACUGCAAUUAAAAGUUUACCAUCACAAACUACAUGUGACAUCUUCAGUGAUAAACAAACUAGCUUAUUACUACUUAUAAUCGAUACAAGUUCAACUGAAAAUUGAGAUAAGAAGUAUUCUUACGUUUGUGAAACAAACGUUCAUAUAACCAGUUAUCUGGGCUCAGUUGAACACGUUUAGAGCGCUUCUCCAUUGAGUGUCAUAAAAACAAAACCAAAGUACUGUAUUUAAGUAUUUACAAAGGGCGAACAGAGAGAACGAAGAUAUCCUGAAGAGUUCACGAGAACUCAAGGUAAAAACAAGCAAUCCAAGUCAUGAUUGGUGUUAAGUAGAGAAUGGCAGGAGCCUCCUGUAUAAUGACUGUUGUUGUUG
Messenger RNA from Pocillopora meandrina, 9886 nucleotides. Lineage: Eukaryota; Metazoa; Cnidaria; Anthozoa; Scleractinia; Pocilloporidae. The record is from the annotation of a GenBank genome assembly.